UUAUUUUUUUUUUGUGCUUUCUUAUUUGGAGGAGGUUGGAGGAGCUUGUCAAUGGCUCACAUGGGUGAAAGACAAGCCGCAGGCCGCUCCAGAUCCAGGAGUGCUGCUUUCACCCAGACGGCUGGUCAGGAGGAGGGGAGACGUGGCUCUGGUGAUCGUGAUCAGAAACCGCUGUCCAACCCAAACCAGCCCCUGAGCCAAGAACUACCAGGAUUUAUAGCACCUCUACCUUCUGAUUUGGCUGUUUCUGUUUCCACAGAUCAGCCAAACAAGAAGAGGAAGUGGCAGAGUGGCAGCCAGGAGGAUGAACGUCCGUCCACCUCACAUGGAAGACCUGCCAAACGCUCCCGCAGAGAAGCGUAUGCAAAGGGCCCAUUGUUGGGACAAGGUGGAUUUGGCUCUGUGUACGCUGGGAUCCGCAGGUCUGACGGACUGCCAGUCGCCAUCAAGUAUGUUUCUAAAAGCAGGACGCCCGAGACGCUGAAAGUUGAAGGCCAUGGUCGGCUGCCGCUGGAGGUGGCAUUGAUGACCAUGGUCAAUUCAGCUCCUGCCUGCCCCAACAUCCUGCAGCUGGUGGAGUGGUUUGACCGUCGUAGACGCUACAUUAUGAUCCUGGAGCGUCCAGUUCCUUGCCAAGAUCUCCAGAGUUUCUGUGAGGAGAACGGAUCUCUGGAUGAGAGUCUGGCUAAGAAGGUCCUGCUGCAGCUGGUCACCGCUCUGAAACACUGUGAGAGCCGUGGAGUCCUGCACCGGGACGUCAAGCCCGAGAACCUGCUGAUCUCCACAGAGUCCCAUGACAUCAAGCUGCUGGACUUCGGCUGUGGAGAUCUGCUGAAAGACUCGGCUUACAAAUACUUUGCAGGCACUCUUGAAUACGCCCCUCCUGAGUGGUUUCGGCAGCACCGCUAUCAUGCAGGACCGGCUACGGUUUGGUCAGUGGGGGUGACGCUCUACAACAUCUUAUGCAGCUGUUUCCCCUUCAGAGGCGCACGGCGGGUCACCUCCAAAAGUAGACUGCACUUCCCUAGAGAGCUGUCUACAGGCAAGACACAGAAAUCACACCUAGAUCCAGGUGAAGUGUGUUGUUUUGUGUUUCUUAAGACUGUGUUGUGUGUAACAGAGUGCCGUCAGCUGAUUCGCUGGUGUCUCAGUGCAUCGGCAUCAGAUCGGCCCAGUUUAGGCGACAUUGAGAGCCACCCCUGGUUACACACUGAACAGGUGGCCAGUGACACACACUUACCUGAAUCACAGCAGUCAUGGCUGGAUUGUAUUGUUAGGAUCAGACUAGAUAAAUGCUUUUGAUUAUUUGUGUAGGGUGAGCAGGAGUGACACAGGAAGU
Labeo rohita (rohu) is the source of this 1339-nucleotide messenger RNA. RefSeq names its product serine/threonine-protein kinase pim-3. Gene Ontology annotation, molecular function: ATP binding; protein serine/threonine kinase activity. Gene Ontology annotation, biological process: protein autophosphorylation; regulation of mitotic cell cycle; negative regulation of apoptotic process. NCBI's taxonomy places the organism in Eukaryota, Metazoa, Chordata, Actinopteri, Cypriniformes, Cyprinidae. Gene Ontology annotation, cellular component: cytoplasm. The record is from RefSeq and is a predicted model, not a curated record. The coding region runs from base 52 to 1302 and encodes 416 amino acids. The transcript is spliced from 6 exons.